This is a messenger RNA of Moneuplotes crassus, 675 nucleotides long. The record is from the annotation of a GenBank genome assembly. Lineage: Eukaryota; Ciliophora; Spirotrichea; Euplotida; Euplotidae.
AUUUUAGAUGGAUUCUGAAAAGAAAGCUUUGAUUGUAGUAGAUGUUCAGAACGAUUUUUGAGAAGGAGGAUCCCUAGCAGUUAAAGAUGCUGCUCAGAUUUUCCCUAUAAUCAACUCGCUUAAAAAGAACACAGUGUUUGAGAAAGUCUACUUGACUGCUGAUUGGCAUCCAGCUGACCACGUAAGCUUCCAUGAGAACAACCCUGGCACAGAGCUAUUUCAGGAGAUCACCCUUGAAGAGACAGGGGUUAAGCAGGUGAUGUGGCCAACUCAUUGAGUUCAAGAUAAAACAGGAAGCGAAUUCCACAAAGAUCUAGAAGUUAGUGAUUCUGAUGUCAUUGUUAAAAAAGGAACGAUCAGAACAGUAGAUAGCUAUUCAGGCUUUGGAACCCCUCCAGAAGAUACCGGACUUAACCAACUUCUACAAGAUGAAGGGAUUACUACUGUUUAUGUGACCGGCCUAGCUUACGACUACUGCGUUGGAUCUACAGCAAGAGAUGCCGCUAAAAAUGGCUACAAGACUUAUGUUGUGACAGAUGCAACUAAAUCUAUUGCUGAAGAAACUGCCAAAGCAAUGGACGAUACCUUGUCCGGCCUUGGGGUAGAGAAAAUAGAAUCUUCUUCCAUCACUGCAUAACCCAAAUUUACCAUUCAACGUAAAAUAAUUGAACCGGG